AUGUAGUAGGAAUAAUCAAGUCAUUUAACAAUAAAUCAUUUUUAAUUGAUAAAAGUAAUAGGAAAGGGCUCCUAUGCAAAAGUGCUUUUGGUGAGAAAGAAUGACACAGGGAAGCUCUAUGCAAUCAAGGCUUUAAAGAAGAAGUACAUUCAACAGAAGAGACAGGAGGAACACAUAAUGGUGGAGCGAAAUGUUCUGGUUUCGGCAAAUCAUCAAUUUAUUAUUAAAUUGGCAUUUUCAUUUUAAAAUGAGAGAAAACUGUACUUUGUGUUAGAAUAUUGUCCAGGUGGAGAGUUAUUCAAUUUAUUAUAGAAGAAGAAGAAAUUGACUGAAGACUAAUGCCGAUUCUACGUCUGUUAAAUGAUUUUGGCUAUCGAAUACUUGCAUGAGAAUAAUAUUAUAUAUCGAGAUCUAAAGCCUGAGAAUGUGAUAUUGGAUGCAGAUGGCUAUAUAAGGAUUACAGAUUUCGGAUUGUCGAAAAAGAAUGUCAAAUAAGACAAGGAUGCAUUUUCAGUAUGUGGAACCCCUGAAUACUUGGCUCCAGAGAUAUUGAUGAAGUAAGGACAUGGCAAGCCUGUAGACUGGUGGACAUUGGGUUGCAUCAUCUUCGAGAUGAUAACAGGAAUGCCCCCUUAUUAUUCAAAUCAGAGGGGAGAGUUGUUCGAAUAGAUAAAGUAUUAAUUUCCAAAAUACCCACAAAAUUUGAGUCCAAUUCUGAAAAAUUUAUUAGAGGGUUUGUUCUAGAAGCAGCCAGAAAAACGAUUGGGGUACAAUGGAGCAGGCGAUAUAAAAUCACAUCCUUGGUUUGAGAAGGUGAACUGGGAUUACAUAUUGUAAAAGAGAGUGGAAGCGCCAUUUAAACCAAAGUUAACUAGCGAGGAGGACACAUCUCAUUUUGAUUCAGAAUUCACAGAAUGUACCAUAGCUUCAUUUGAUACUGCAAGUUCAGAGGGUAGAAUUUAUUACGAUUUUUCAUAUGGUGGAAGCAUGCUUAAGGAGUGAAUAUAAAAUAAGAAUAAAUCAUAAAUAUUAUUAAAGA
Molecule: messenger RNA, 1039 nt
Organism: Paramecium tetraurelia
Lineage: Eukaryota; Ciliophora; Oligohymenophorea; Peniculida; Parameciidae
Exons: 6
Biological process (GO): protein phosphorylation
Molecular function (GO): protein serine/threonine kinase activity; ATP binding
Source: RefSeq, a predicted model, not a curated record